This is a messenger RNA of Gorilla gorilla gorilla (western lowland gorilla), 8743 nucleotides long. It is a transcript of the gene CEMIP, whose product is annotated as cell migration inducing hyaluronidase 1. The record is from RefSeq and is a predicted model, not a curated record. Lineage: Eukaryota; Metazoa; Chordata; Mammalia; Primates; Hominidae. The transcript is spliced from 32 exons. The coding region runs from base 1739 to 5905 and encodes 1388 amino acids.
GGGAGGGAGCUUCGGUGCCGCGCGGGCGUCAGGGGCUCCGCGGGGGAGGAGUCAGUAAAAGUGGCUAUAAAAGCGGCCUCUCGGCUGAGGGCCGGGGAGCUAGCGCCCAAGCAGAGCCCAGCGCGGUGCUAUCGGACAGAGCCUGGCGAGCGCAAGCGGCGCGGGGAGCCAGCGGGGCUGAGCGCGGCCAGGGUCUGAACCCAGAUUUCCCAGACUAGCUACCACUCCGCUUGCCCAUGCCCCGGGAGCUCGCGGCGCCUGGCGGUCAGCGACCAGACGUCCGGGGCCGCUGCGCUCCUGGACCGCGAGGCGUGACACUGUCUCGGCUACCGACCCAGAGGUAAGAGGGCCUGGCUGGGGGCGUCAGGGAUGAGCUGACGGCCCAUGCCACGGAAGAGAGGUAAGAAGCGGGGGUCCGCGCCUCCACCCGGCACAGGGUAAACGUUACCCGCCUCAGUUUCUGUUUGUCUGUCCACCCUGUGCUGUGCAGUCUACCUCUGUCUGUCUGUUUGUCCAUGCGUCUGUUGAUGGGCACACGCCCCUGGCACUGUCCUCUGUGGGAUUUCUGAGAUCUUGUGAUGCUUUACAAGCUGCAGGUGCCGGGGGGCGCUGGAGUCCCCAGAGGGCAUCCAGAGGGGGCAGACUCCUGCUUUCCGUAGAUUUUCCCCCUUCUGAAUGGCACCGGGGGCUUGCGCCCAGGAGAGUGUCUCGCCGAGGAGGGAGUACCACAAGGGUCAGGUCUCGGUGUCCUGCCGACUGGGAGCCAGCUCACGCCGAGCUCUAGCGGGCGUGCGCCUAGCAACAGGUCUGCGCCCUGCUGCUCCUGCCUCAGCACGCUCUUCCUCCCAGUUUCCCUCGCCUCCCAGUGCCUCCGGGACAGCGCUAGGCACCCAGCGACGCGCUGGCGCGGGGCCGAGCGGAGGCAAUUGCAAUGUUAGAUGAACCCGGGGGGCUCUGCUGAUGUUUAGACUGAGACUCCAAACGUGGCAUCGCUGGAAGAAGGUUUGGUGGUCCCUGGCAAAGGACGUCAGCUCCAAGAAAGGUCGCGUUAGGUUGUGAGGAAAGGCAGAGAGUCCUGGCAGAACGCUGGCCAGGUCUCCAGCUCGCCGCUCUGGGAACGAAGGCCAGUGACAUUCUGGAAUGGACCCCACGGGAUGAGUGUGCUCAUGAGAGAGGAGCGCUGUGCGCCCUGGGUCCUCAGCCGCAGACACUUUCUGCGACAGCCGCUGUUCCCCAAGGGUCGGACGCUACGGCAGUCCCAGGAGUUCCGCCAGCUGCCGGGUUUGAGGUCCUGAGUCCUUCUCCAAGCAGCCAACGCUACCCACAGGGACUCCAUCUUCACUUUAUUUUUGCAUCUGAGAACUUGUUGAUGGAAUUGAUGAAAGUGCUGGAGUUGAUCACAAUGAAAAUAAAAUUCUUAUUUAAAGACAAAUGGAAGAACUUUUAUGUGAUAAAAAUCGGUCAACUGUUUUCCCCUACCUAUACUACUUGGAGGAAAGAUAAAACUCAGAAGGAAUCUUACCUUCUUCCAUCUAAAAGGAUUGGAGCUGAAGAAUACAUGCUACAGAUGCUCAGAAUCUUUCUAUGAGACUGCUGGUGACACGAACAGAGCAGGAGGACAUGGCGCCUUGGAUGACCUUGAAUUCCUGGCUGUCUUCUGUGGACUCCCAUGCAGAUUCCAGUUUCCAGCACACCCAUGGCUUUCUGAUGGAGAAGACUCAGUGAAGCUGCAUCACUUAUGCAGCUCCAGGUGGCGGUCACUCGGCUCAAGGUGGUGGAGUUGGAACUCAGACCUAUGUCACCGGAGCACGCUGCCAGGAUGGGAGCUGCUGGGAGGCAGGACUUCUUCUUCAAGGCCAUGCUGACCAUCAGCUGGCUCACUCUGACCUGCUUCCCUGGGGCCACAUCCACAGUGGCUGCUGGGUGCCCUGACCAGAGCCCUGAGUUGCAACCCUGGAACCCUGGCCAUGACCAAGACCACCAUGUGCAUAUCGGCCAGGGCAAGACACUGCUGCUCACCUCUUCUGCCACGGUCUAUUCCAUCCACAUCUCAGAGGGAGGCAAGCUAGUCAUUAAAGACCACGAUGAGCCAAUUGUUUUGCGAACCCGGCACAUCCUGAUUGACAACGGAGGAGAGCUGCAUGCUGGGAGUGCCCUCUGCCCUUUCCAGGGCAAUUUCACCAUCAUUUUGUAUGGAAGGGCUGAUGAAGGUAUUCAGCCGGAUCCUUACUAUGGUCUGAAGUACAUUGGGGUUGGUAAAGGAGGCACUCUUGAGUUGCAUGGACAGAAAAAGCUCUCCUGGACAUUUCUGAACAAGACCCUUCACCCAGGUGGCAUGGCAGAAGGAGGCUAUUUUUUUGAAAGGAGCUGGGGCCACCGUGGAGUUAUUGUUCAUGUCGUCGACCCCAAAUCAGGCACAGUCAUCCAUUCUGACCGGUUUGACACCUACAGAUCCAAGAAAGAGAGUGAACGUCUGGUCCAGUAUUUGAACGCGGUGCCCGAUGGCAGGAUCCUUUCUGUUGCAGUGAAUGAUGAAGGUUCUCGAAAUCUGGAUGACAUGGCCAGGAAGGCGAUGACCAAAUUGGGAAGCAAACACUUCCUGCACCUUGGAUUUAGACACCCUUGGAGUUUUCUAACUGUGAAAGGAAAUCCAUCAUCUUCAGUGGAAGACCAUAUUGAAUAUCACGGACAUCGAGGCUCUGCUGCUGCCCGGGUAUUCAAAUUGUUCCAGACAGAGCAUGGCGAAUAUUUCAAUGUUUCUUUGUCCAGUGAGUGGGUUCAAGACGUGGAGUGGACGGAGUGGUUCGAUCAUGAUAAAGUAUCUCAGACUAAAGGUGGGGAGAAAAUUUCAGACCUCUGGAAAGCUCACCCAGGAAAAAUCUGCAAUCGUCCCAUUGAUAUACAGGCCACUACAAUGGAUGGAGUUAACCUCAGCACCGAGGUUGUCUACAAAAAAGGCCAGGAUUAUAGGUUUGCUUGCUACGACCGGGGCAGAGCCUGCCGGAGCUACCGUGUACGGUUCCUCUGUGGGAAGCCUGUGAGGCCCAAACUCACAGUCACCAUUGACACCAAUGUGAACAGCACCAUUCUGAACUUGGAGGAUAAUGUACAGUCAUGGAAACCUGGAGAUACCCUGGUCAUUGCCAGUACUGAUUACUCCAUGUACCAGGCAGAAGAGUUCCAGGUGCUUCCCUGCAGAUCCUGCGCCCCCAACCAGGUCAAAGUGGCAGGGAAACCAAUGUACCUGCACAUCGGGGAGGAGAUAGACGGCGUGGACAUGCGGGCGGAGGUUGGGCUUCUGAGCCGGAACAUCAUAGUGAUGGGGGAGAUGGAGGACAAAUGCUACCCCUACAGAAACCACAUCUGCAAUUUCUUUGACUUCGAUACCUUUGGGGGCCACAUCAAGUUUGCUCUGGGAUUUAAGGCAGCACACCUGGAGGGCAUGGAGCUGAAGCAUAUGGGACAGCAGCUGAUGGGUCAGUACCCGAUCCACUUCCACCUGGCCGGUGAUGUAGAUGAAAGGGGAGGUUAUGACCCACCCACAUACAUCAGGGACCUCUCCAUCCAUCAUACAUUCUCUCGCUGCGUCACAGUCCAUGGCUCCAAUGGCUUGUUGAUCAAGGACGUUGUGGGCUAUAACUCUUUGGGCCACUGCUUCUUCACGGAAGAUGGGCCGGAGGAACGCAACACUUUUGACCACUGUCUUGGCCUCCUUGUCAAGUCUGGAACCCUCCUCCCCUCGGACCGUGACAGCAAGAUGUGCAAGAUGAUCACAGAGGACUCCUACCCGGGGUACAUCCCCAAGCCCAGGCAAGAAUGCAAUGCUGUGUCCACCUUCUGGAUGGCCAAUCCCAACAACAACCUCAUCAACUGUGCCGCUGCAGGAUCUGAGGAAACUGGAUUUUGGUUUAUUUUUCACCACGUACCAACGGGCCCCUCCGUGGGAAUGUACUCCCCAGGUUAUUCAGAGCACAUUCCACUGGGAAAAUUCUAUAACAACCGAGCACAUUCCAACUACCGGGCUGGCAUGAUCAUAGACAACGGAGUCAAAACCACCGAGGCCUCUGCCAAGGACAAGCGGCCGUUCCUCUCGAUCAUCUCUGCCAGAUACAGCCCUCACCAGGACGCCGACCCGCUGAAGCCCCGGGAGCCGGCCAUCAUCAGACACUUCAUUGCCUACAAGAACCAGGACCACGGGGCCUGGCUGCGCGGCGGGGAUGUGUGGCUGGACAGCUGCCGGUUUGCUGACAAUGGCAUUGGCCUGACCCUGGCCAGUGGUGGAACCUUCCCGUACGACGACGGCUCCAAGCAAGAGAUAAAGAACAGCUUGUUUGUUGGUGAGAGUGGCAACGUGGGGACGGAAAUGAUGGACAAUAGGAUCUGGGGACCUGGCGGCUUGGACCAUAGCGGAAGGACCCUCCCUAUAGGCCAGAAUUUUCCAAUUAGAGGAAUUCAGUUAUAUGAUGGCCCCAUCAACAUCCAGAACUGCACUUUCCGAAAGUUUGUGGCCCUGGAGGGCCGGCACACCAGCGCCCUGGCCUUCCGCCUGAAUAAUGCCUGGCAGAGCUGCCCCCAUAACAACGUGACCGGCAUUGCCUUUGAGGACGUUCCGAUUACUUCCAGAGUGUUCUUCGGAGAGCCUGGGCCCUGGUUCAACCAGCUGGACAUGGAUGGGGAUAAGACAUCUGUGUUCCAUGACGUCGACGGCUCCGUGUCCGAGUACCCUGGCUCCUACCUCACGAAGAAUGACAACUGGCUGGUCCGGCACCCAGACUGCAUCAAUGUUCCCGACUGGAGAGGGGCCAUUUGCAGUGGGCGCUAUGCACAGAUGUACAUUCAAGCCUACAAGACCAGUAACCUGCGAAUGAAGAUCAUCAAGAAUGACUUCCCCAGCCACCCUCUCUACCUGGAGGGAGCGCUCACCAGGAGCACCCAUUACCAGCAAUACCAACCGGUUGUCACCCUGCAGAAGGGCUACACCAUCCACUGGGACCAGACGGCCCCCGCCGAACUCGCCAUCUGGCUCAUCAACUUCAACAAGGGCGACUGGAUCCGAGUGGGGCUCUGCUACCCGCGAGGCACCACAUUCUCAAUCCUCUCGGAUGUUCACAAUCGCCUGCUGAAGCAAACGUCCAAGACGGGCGUCUUCGUGAGGACCUUGCAGAUGGACAAAGUGGAGCAGAGCUACCCUGGCAGGAGCCACUACUACUGGGACGAGGACUCAGGGCUGUUGUUCCUGAAGCUGAAAGCUCAGAACGAGAGAGAGAAGUUUGCUUUCUGCUCCAUGAAAGGCUGUGAGAGGAUAAAGAUUAAAGCUCUGAUUCCAAAGAACGCAGGCGUCAGUGACUGCACAGCCACAGCCUACCCCAAGUUCACCGAGAGGGCUGUCGUGGACGUGCCGAUGCCCAAGAAGCUCUUUGGUUCUCAGCUGAAAACAAAGGACCAUUUCUUGGAGGUGAAGAUGGAGAGUUCCAAGCAGCACUUCUUCCACCUCUGGAACGACUUCGCUUACAUUGAAGUGGAUGGGAAGAAGUACCCCAGUUCAGAAGAUGGCAUCCAGGUGGUGGUGAUUGAUGGGAACCAAGGGCGUGUGGUGAGCCACACGAGCUUCAGGAACUCCAUUCUGCAAGGCAUACCAUGGCAGCUUUUCAACUAUGUGGCGACCAUCCCUGACAAUUCCAUAGUGCUUAUGGCAUCAAAGGGAAGAUACGUCUCCAGAGGCCCAUGGACCAGAGUGCUGGAAAAGCUUGGGGCAGACAGGGGUCUCAAGUUGAAAGAGCAAAUGGCAUUCGUUGGCUUCAAAGGCAGCUUCCGGCCCAUCUGGGUGACACUGGACACUGAGGAUCACAAAGCCAAAAUCUUCCAAGUUGUGCCCAUCCCUGUGGUGAAGAAGAAGAAGUUGUGAGGACAGCUGCCGCCCGGUGCCACCUCGUGGUAGACUAUGACGGUGACUCUUGGCAGCAGACCAGUGGGGGAUGGCUGGGUCCCCCAGCCCCUGCCAGCAGCUGCCUGGGAAGGCCGUGUCUCAGCCCUGAUGGGCCAAUCAGAGACCCUGGUGCUGCCACCUGCCCCUACUCAAGUGUCUACCUGGAGCCCCUGGGGCGGUGCUGGCCAAUGCUGGAAACAUUCACUUUCCUGCAGCUUCUUGGGUGCUUCUCUCCUAUCUGUGCCUCUUCAGUGGGGGUUUGGGGACCAUAUCAGGAGACGUGGGUUGUGCUGACAGCAAAGAUCCACUUUGGCAGGAGCCCUGACCCAGCUAGGAGGUAGUCUGGAGGGCUGGUCAUUCACAGAUCCCCAUGGUCUUCAGCAGACAAGUGAGGGUGGUAAAUGUAGGAGAAAGAGCCUUGGCCUUAAGGAAAUCUUUACUCCUGUAAGCAAGAGCCAACCUCACAGGAUUACGAGCUGGGGUAGAACUGGCUAUCCUUGGGGAAGAGGCAAGCCCUGCCUCUGGCCGUGUCCACCUUUCAGGAGACUUUGAGUGGCAGGUUUGGACUUGGACUAGAUGACUCUCAAAGGCCCGUUUAGUUCUCAGAUUCCAGAAAUCUGCUGCAUUUCACAUGGUACCUGGAACCCAACAGUUCAUGGAUAUCCACUGAUAUCCAUGAUGCUGGGUGCCCCAGGGCACACGGGAUGGAGAGGUGAGAACUAAUGCCUAGCUCGAGGGGUCUGCAGUCCAGUAGGGCAGGCAGUCAGGUCCAUGUGCACUGCAAUGCCAGGUGGAGAAAUCACAGAGAGGUAAAAUGGAGGCCAGUGCCAUUUCAGAGGGUAGGCUCAGGAAGGCUUCUUGCUUACAGGAAUGAAGGCUGGGGGCAUUUUGCUGGGGGGAGAUGAGGCAGCCUCUGGAAUGGCUCAGGGAUUCAGCCCUCCCUGCUGCUGCCUGCUGAAGCUGGUGACUACGGAGUCGCCCUUUGCCCACGUCUCUCUGGCCCACUCAUGAUGGAGAAAUGUGGUCAGAGGGGAGCAAUGGGCUUUGCUGCUUAUGAGCACGGAGGAAUUCGGUCCCCAGGCAGCCCUGCCUCUGACUCCAAGAGGGUGAAGUCCACAGAAGUGAGCUCCUGCCUUGGGGCCUCAUUUGCUCUUCAUCCAGGGAACUAAGCACAGGGGGCCUCCAGGAGACCCUAGAUGUGCUCGCACUCCCUCGGCCUGGGAUUUCAGAGCUGGAAAUAUAGAAAAUAUCUAGCCCAAAGCCUUCAUUUUAACAGAUGGGGAAAGUGAGCCCCCAAGAUGGGAAAGAACCACACAGCUAAGGGAGGGCGCGGGGAGCCCCACCCUAGCCCUUGCUGCCACACCACAUUGCCUCAACAACCGGCCGCAGAGUGCCCAGGCACUCCUGAGGUAGCUUCUGGAAAUGGGGACAAGUCCCCUCGAAGGAAAGGAAAUGACUAGAGUAGAAUGACAGCUAGCAGAUCUCUUCCCUCCUGCUCCCAGCGCACACAAACCCGCCCUCCCCUUGGUGUUGGCGGUCCCUGUGGCCUUCACUUUGUUCACUACCUGUCAGCCCAGCCUGGGUGCACAGUAGCUGCCAACUCCCCAUUGGUGCUACCUGGCUCUCCUGUCUCUGCAGCUCUACAGGUGAGGCCCAGCAGAGGGAGUAGGGCUCGCCAUGUUUCUGGUGAGCCAAUUUGGCUGAUCUUGGGUGUCUGAACAGCUAUUGGGUCCACCCCAGUCCCUUUCAGCUGCUGCUUAAUGCCCUGCUCUCUCCCUGGCCCACCUUAUAGAGAGCCCAAAGAGCUCCUGUAAGAGGGAGAACUCUAUCUGUGGUUUAUAAUCUUGCACGAGGCACCAGGGUCUCCCUGGGUCUUGUGGUGAACUACAUUUAUCCCCUUUCCUGCCCCAACCACAAACUCUUUCCUUCAAAGAGGGCCUGCCUGGCUCCCUCCACCCAACUGCACCCAUGAGACUCGGUCCCAGAGUCCAUUCCCCAGGUGGGAGCCAACUGUCAGGGAGGUCUUUCCCACCAAACAUCUUUCAGCUGCUGGGAGGUGACCAUAGGGCUCUGCUUUUAAAGAUAUGGCUGCUUCAAAGCCCAGAGUCACAGGAAGGACUUCUUCCAGGGAGAUUAGUGGUGAUGGAGAGGAGAGUUAAAAUGACCUCAUGUCCUUCUUGUCCAUGGUUUUGUUGAGUUUUCACUCUUUUAAUGCAAGGGUCUCACACUGUGAACCACUUAGGAUGUGAUCACUUUCAGGUGGCCAGGAAUGUUGAAUGUCUUUGGCUCAGUUCAUUUAAAAAAGAUGAUAUCUAUUUGAAAGUUCUCAGAGUUGUACAUAUGUUUCACAGUACAGGAUCUGUACAUAAAAGUUUCUUUCCUAAACCAUUCACCAAGAGCCAAUAUCUAGGCAUUUUCUUGGUAGCACAAAUUUUCUUAUUGCUUAGAAAAUUGUCCUCCUUGUUAUUUCUGUUUGUAAGACUUAAGUGAGUUAGGUCUUUAAGGAAAGCAAUGCUCCUCUGAAAUGCUUGUCUUUUUUCUGUUGCCGAAAUAGCUGGUCCUUUUUCGGGAGUUAGAUGUAUAGAGUGUUUGUAUGUAAACACUUCUUGUAGGCAUCACCAUGAACAAAGAUAUAUUUUCUAUUUAUUUAUUAUAUGUGCACUUCAAGAAGUCACUGUCAGAGAAAUAAAAUUGUCUUAAAUGUCAUGACUGGAGAUGUCCUUUGCAUUGCUUGGAAGGGGUGUACCUAGAGCCGAGGAAAUUGGCUCUGGUUUGGAAAAUUUUGCUGUUAUUAUAGUAAACAUACAAAGGAUGUCA